AAUUUACAUUCCCAUCCUUUGCCAUUGUGUGCACUUCUCCUCCCCAAAACCCUAAAGAUAAUCUCAGCGAGCUAGGGUUCCGAUAAGAUAAUCCAAUAGCUUCCAGUGUCCUGCGCUGACGCAUCAUUUUCUGUAGCUUCUAAUCUCGGAAUUGAAUGGAUUUCGACGAGUACGAUUACCUCGAGAAGGCCGUGGAAGAAACCAACGGCCCGUCGAAGAAGGAAACUCCGGACAAGGAGAAGGAUAGAGAGAAGAGCGAGAAGGGGUACAGAAGAAGAGAUAGGAGCGACGACGAUGAAUUUGAUGAAGAAGAGAAGGAGAGGAAGAGCAGCAGCAAGAAAUCGCGGAGUGAAGAAAACGGGCGCGAUAGGGAGAAGGAGAGGGAUCGGGAUAGGGAUAGAGAGAGGGAGAGGGAUAGGGACAGGGAUAGAGAUAGGGAUAGGGAUAGGGAGAGGAGCUCCAGGCAUCGGAGUCGAGAGCGGGAUUCUGAUAGGGAGAGACGCAGCUCGAGGGAUAAGGAGAAGGAGAGGGAUAGAGAGAGGGAAAGGGAUAAGGACAAGGAUAGAGAGAGGAGAGAGAGGGAUAGAGAGAAGGAGAGGGAGAGAGAGAGGAGAGAGAGGGAUAAGGAAAAGGAGAAGGAGAGGGAGAAGGAGCGAGAGAGGGAGAGGAGGAGUAGGAGCCGAUCGAGGCUGGACCGUGAAAGAGAGAGGGAAUUGAUGAGAGAAAGGGAGCGUGAAGAGAGCAGGAGAUUUAAGGAUAAAAAGGAAGCCGUGGAGCCUGAAGCUGAUCCAGAAAGGGACCAGAGAACUGUUUUUGCAUAUCAAAUGCCACUUAAGGCUACGGAGAGAGAUGUUUUUGAAUUCUUUUCACAAGCUGGAAAGGUUGGUGGUGAUUAUUUUCCUUUGUUGAUUUACUUCAUCUUUUUAAUUCACCUUUUCUUCAUUUUGCAUCUUCAGGUAAGGGAUGUAAAACUCAUUAUGGAUAGGAACUCGAGGCGAUCAAAAGGAGUUGGGUAUAUUGAAUUUUAUGAUGCCAUGUCUGUACCAAUGGCUAUAGCUCUAUCCGGCCACCUAUUCCUCGGACAACCUGUAAUGGUAAAACCUUCAGAGGCAGAAAAGAAUCUUGUUCAAUCAAAUACUUCCGCUGGUGGUGCAGGAGUUGCUGGACCAUAUGGUGCAACAGAUAGGAAGCUUUAUGUUGGCAAUUUACAUUUCAACAUGACAGAAUUUCAGCUUAAACAGAUUUUUGAAGCGUUUGGUCCAGUUGAACUUGUCCAACUUCCUACAGAUCCAGAGACGGGACAUUGCAAAGGGUUUGGGUUUGUUCAAUUUGCACAACUUGAACAUGCAAAGGCAGCACAAAGUUUGAAUGGGAAAUUGGAAAUUGCUGGUCGGACCAUUAAGGUUUCCUCUGUUACUGAUCAUGUUGGAGUACAAGAUUCAGGGGCAAAAACUGCAGAUUUUGAUGAUGAUGAUGGAGGCGGUUUGGCUUUAAAUGCUCAGUCAAGAGCAAUGCUCAUGGCAAAGCUGGAUCGCAGUGGUAUAGCUUCAAGUGUUGUAGGGCCACUUGGAGUGCCUGCGCUGAAUGGAUCAGUUCCUUCACAACAAGCUAUUGCUAUGCCCAUUAACCCAACAUCAGUCCUUCCAACUCCAGUUCUUCCGGCACAGGUUGUUUCCAUGGCUCCAGAACCUAUUGGAACCCCCAGUGAAUGUUUAUUGUUAAAGAAUAUGUUUGAUCCGACCACUGAGACGGAUCCAGAGUUUGAUCUAGACAUUAGAGAUGAUGUACAAGAAGAAUGUUCCAAGUAUGGCCGGGUGAAGCAUAUCCAUGUUGACAAGAACAGCGCUGGCUAUGUAUAUUUGAGGUUCGAAAGUGUGGAAGCAGCAUCACGUGCUCAACAAGCAAUGCACAAAAGAUGGUUUGCUCGUAGAUUGAUCUCCGCUAUAUUCUUGCAACCUUACGAGUAUGAUGCCAAAUUCAAAGGCACAGCCUGAACGAGGUCUCCUGCAGACAAAGCAUGAAAGGUCAGUGGCGCCUCUGCCAGGGAAUGACUCCGCUUCUAGUUGGAUUGUCUGGAAAUCUUUAGCAGUAGUAUGAAUGUAUUGAGUAAAUGUUGAAUUCUCAAGUGUUUGUAAUUGUGUCAAACUAUUUUGUAGUUUGAAAUUUCAAUGAUGCUUGGAGGUUUGUUGCAGUCCUUAUAUGGAUCGGUACUAUUAUUAUAUCUGCACCUUUAUGGUGAUUAUAUUCAAAUUUCCUGUACUACCUUCGUCUACGAUA
This is a messenger RNA of Sesamum indicum (sesame), 2277 nucleotides long. RefSeq names its product Splicing factor, CC1-like protein. Gene Ontology annotation, molecular function: RNA binding. Gene Ontology annotation, cellular component: nucleus. NCBI's taxonomy places the organism in Eukaryota, Viridiplantae, Streptophyta, Magnoliopsida, Lamiales, Pedaliaceae. The record is from RefSeq and is a predicted model, not a curated record. Gene Ontology annotation, biological process: mRNA processing.